Messenger RNA from Camellia sinensis, 1185 nucleotides. The record is from RefSeq and is a predicted model, not a curated record. NCBI's taxonomy places the organism in Eukaryota, Viridiplantae, Streptophyta, Magnoliopsida, Ericales, Theaceae.
AUGGAGACUUACAUCGAUGACAUGGUCGUCAAAAGCAAACGUGAGGCCGACCACUUGACCGACCUAGCAGAGAUGUUCGCCAUUCUUAAACAACACAAGCUGCGUCUGAAUGUGUCAAAAUAUGCCUUCGGCGUAGGCUUAGAGAAAUUCAUGGGUUUUCUGGUCACCAACCGAGGCAUUGAGGCGAACCCCUUCCAAAUCAAAGCCAUACAGGAAUUGAAGCUACCCAACUUAGCAAAGGACAUGCUACAUCUUGCCGAUAUGACAGCCGCGCUUGACCGAUUUAUAAGCCAAUCAUCAGAUCGUUGCCGUCCUUUUUUCCAAGCCUUGAAGUCUAAGUUUUUAUGGAACGAAGAAUGUGAUAAAGCCUUGGCUGAGCUAAAGACAUAUUUGUCUUCUGCCCCACUCUUGGUCACGCCAAAGCACGACAAAGAACUCUACCUUUACCUGGCUGUUUCUCAAUAUGCUGUUACCGCGGUUCUCGUCCGGGUAGAAGGCACCCAACAUUUACCGAUCUUCUACCCUGGCAAUGCGACGUUGAAUUUGGAAAUAACAAGUCAACCUAUUGGAUCCAGCACCACAUCACCAAGAGGGGAUGGAGGCCCAUUUGUUGCAAUCGUUAACGGCACGCUUGCAGCAGAAAUAACCGAGCAGCCGAGCAACCAUGAUCACCUAAACCUUCAAACAUCCCAGUAUCCCUCAGAAUGCUGGAAACUUUUCAUUGGCGAAAUGUGGAAACUUUUUGUGGAUGGCGCCUCAUACCGGCAUGGAGCCGGGCUAGGCGUAGUUUUGAUCUCGUUAGACGGACUAACUAUCGAACAUUCCAUCACGUUCGGGUUUCUAGCAUCAAACAGCGAGGCUGAGUAUGAAGCACUGCUAGCCGGACUGAAAAUCGCGCUCCAAUUGCGAGCAUCCGAGCUAAUGGUCUAUAGCAACUCUCAACUCAUUGUAAACCAAGUAUCUAGAGAAUAUGAAGCCAAAGAUGACAGGAUGGCCAAAUACCAAACUCUGGUGAGAGAACAAAUCAAAAAGUUUCAAGCCAUAAAAGUUCAACAAAUUAGCCGAGAAGAUAACACCGGGGCAGACAAGUUAGCCUGUUUGGCUUCCAUAUCCGACAAAUCAACCCCCGGCCCUCUCUUGAUUGAAUUCCUCCAAGGCCCAGCAUUGAAGACUCACACUAGAUAG